GAGGGAGCGCCGUGUGUUGUGUGACCGGCGGGGGGAUUAUUAUGGGGACGGGGGGCUUCCGGCAGCUGUGGCUCCUGGUGACAGCCGUGUACUGCUCAGUCUCCUCUGCGGACACAGGUCACUCAUUUCUCAUACUACACCAGCAAUCAAGCAAGUGCCUUAAAGUAGACAAUGACCGACUUACGUUGGACAGCUGUUCAGACACUAGUAACAAAGCACUGUGGCAAUGGGGCUCCAGUCAUCGACUCUACAGCCUGGAAUCUCAAAAGUGCCUUGGACUAGACCUUUCCAAAUCCCAAGAACCUUUGAAACUUGUCCCAUGUGACUCUAAACUGAUGCUGUGGUGGCGAUGUAGCGGUGGACACGUGUAUGGGGCUUCAAGAUAUGGACUUGGUGUAAAGAAUGGAACAGUGGCUGCAAUCCUACAGUCCGUAGAUGAAUGGAAGGUGAAUGGCACAUCUGAGAACAUUUGUGAGGCUCCAUAUCAUGCUGUGUAUACUACUGGGGGAAACUCCUAUGGAAAGCCCUGUGAAUUUCCCUUUUUGAAUAAUGGGACUUGGUACCACGACUGUAUCUCUGACACCAAUGAAGAUCGUGAGUGGUGCUCUACCUCGGGAAAUUUUGAUACGGAUGGGAAAUGGGGAAACUGCAUGAAACCAGUGCGUGAUUGUAAUCAUACUUGGACAGAACACUCCACAUUGCAGCAAUGCUACCAAUUCAAUAUCCAGUCUAGCCUCAGGUGGAAGGAGGCGUAUGUGUCUUGUAAGAGCCAGGGGGCAGAUCUACUCAGCAUAACCAGUGAGGAAGAGCUGAACUUUAUCACAGACAAGGAGGAUCCUCCUGACUUUGUAUGGAUUGGACUUAACCGCUUGGAAAGUGCUAGUGGAUGGCAGUGGUCUGAUAAUAGACCCUUGAAUUUCGUCAACUGGGAUGAAGGUAUACUUGCCUUUUCAGUUCUAGAUGGCUCCAGUUGUGGGAGAUUAAAUGUGAACACCAAAACGUGGGAUGCCUUCCCUUGUGACGCCUCGUUGCCAUAUAUCUGCAAGAAGCCAGCAAACAGCUCAGCAGAGGACUCUUCCGAUUAUUGGCAUUUCUCAGAGACUACAUGUGACAGAAACUGGACAGCCUACAAUGGAUUUUGUUACCUCCAACAGCAGCCAGACAUUUGGGAGGGUGCCGAACUUUCUUGCCAAAAGGAACAUGGAAGUUUAAUCAGUCUGCACUCUCUUGCGGAUGUCGAGUUAGUGGUCACAAAGUUUCAGAGUGAAAACGAAAAUGUGUGGUCGGGCUUUAAGAGUGAGUCAUUCCCUCAUCUGUAUAAUUGGUCUGAUGGAACAGAAGCACAUUUUACAUAUUGGGAUCAAAAUGAGCCCCUUCCUCCAUUCAACGUUACCCCAAGCUGCGUGUCCUUCUCAGGGACGACUGGACGAUGGCAUGUUAGGAACUGCACAGAAAAAUCGACUUCUAUUUGCAAGAGGCCUGGAAAAACAAAGACUAAUAUGACGUCUGACUCUGGGUGCCCACAAGAGGAGAAUUGGAGAAGACACGGAGAAUACUGCUAUUUCGUCAAGAAGAGUGAAGUCCCGUUUGAAGAAAAAUGCAAUCUUACAAUUACAAACCGAUUCGAACAGGAUUUCCUGAACAGCUUAAUGAGAGAACAAGCCAAUUCUGAGGGGCGAUACUUCUGGACAAAUUUAAUAGACACUAAUAAGUCCGGAGAUUAUUAUUGGCAAACUGCAAGCAGGAAAAAAGACCUCUCCUAUUCCAACUGGAACACUCAUGAGCCAGCUUUUUCUGGAGGAUGUGUCGCAAUGUCUGGAGGAGGAGACUCUCUCGGAAAAUGGGAGGUCAAAGACUGUAAGAGUUUUAAAGCUCGGUCUAUAUGUAAGAGAGGAAUUGGAUCUGCCCAAGAGGAAGAUAUUCCAAAACCCAAUGUCACCACUUGUCCUGAUGGCUGGUUUUCUGGAUCAGGAAUGUAUUGCUACAAAGUUUUCAGCAAAGAGAGGUUACUGAGGCAAAGAACCUGGGAGGAAGCUGAAGGAAUCUGUGAGGAGUUUGGGGGCCAUCUUGCUAGUUUUGCUCAUAUACAGGAAAUGAAAGACUUUCACAUGUUCUUAAAAUCAAGCUUGCGUGAAAAGCGAUGGAUUUGGGUCGGCUUGAAUAAAAGAAACUUGGGAAGCUGGGAGUGGAGUGACGGGCGUCCCAUCUCUUCAACUAUACUGGAUGAAUUUCAGGAAGACGACUACUUCCUCCGAGACUGCGCUGCAUUGGAGAUUAAUGCACCAAUGCACAGGAAUGUGUGGACAUGGCAUUUUGAAGUGUUGCAGCAACUGGAGUACAACCUGCAUCCAUUCCACUGUGAAGCCCAACUGGAAUGGGUGUGCCAGAUUGCCAAAGGUGUCGUCCCAAAAACUCCACAGUGGUAUCAGCCAGAAUGGAAGAAACCGGGCUCUGCAUCUGUUAUUGACGGCUCAGAGUACUGGUUUGUGUCGGAGCCAAGGCUUUCCCACAAACAAGCCGAACUCUAUUGUGCUGUGAAUGGCAGUGAAUUGGCAGUUAUUGACUCCUAUGAUGCUUUGAUUGCUAUACAGAAUUACAUGGGGACACUAGGUGAAAAACAGAUGUCGACCCUAUUGCAACGGUGGUGGGUAAAAUAUGCAAAUGUUAGAAGUCGCCACGAAUUUAUACUUCACCGUGUCCUUGGGAGACGUUAUGGUGAUUGUUCUUUUGUUUCGGCAAUGACCCAUUUUCCAGACUAUUUCCAGGGUAUUAACUGCCACGAAACGCUCCCAUUUGUAUGCAAAAGCCAAAACAUCUCUUUACUUGAAAUAGAGACCCCAAAACUGAACAAAUAUACUGGAAGUUGCCCCACAAACUGGACUGCAUUUGAAAACAAGUGUUUUUUAAGAGUCUCUCCAAAAUAUUUGGAAUUCUCUGCUGCAAAUGAUCACUGCCAAAAAUAUGGGGGAAAACUUCCUUCAAUUUCAAGCCAACAUGACCAGGAUUUCAUGACCUACUUCAGUUCAGGUUCAAGUGAAAAGAUUUGGAUUGGUCUACAGUAUAUUUUGAACACCUCCCGAAACAACUGGGUCGAUGGCUCUGGUGUCUCUUACACAAAUUUCAACCCGCUUCUGGAGAGGAGAUUAAGGAGGUUUGAGGCUCGUUCCUAUAAUAAGGAGAAAUAUCAGUGCGUGUUUUUCCUGAAUAAUCCAAAGUCAUCAUUUGUUGGAACAUGGGAUUUCACAACUUGCUCAGACCAGCAGUAUGUGACAGUCUGCCAGACAACCAGAGAUAAUAAUGGGACCAACGUGCCAACAACGGUUCUAGAAGAUGUUAGCUUCGAAAAGAAGGCAUAUAAAAUCCUUCAGAAGAACAUGACUUGGUACAUGGCUUUAGAAGAAUGUAGAAGCAAAAAAAUGGAACUAGUCGGUAUAACCGACCAAUACCAGUUAUCCUUUCUCGUCGUCACUGUUAAGCAGGCAGAUCGGCCAUUUUGGAUUGGACUCUCUAGCAGGGAUGAUGGAGUCCACUACAGAUGGCAGGAUGGGAGCACAGUUACCCUGAACCGGUGGGCAGAGGGUGUGCAGGAGGAUGAAGAUUGUGUUUUCAUAGAUGUCGACGGCACAUGGAAAACAAAGAGUUGCGAUGAUGAACUGCCUGGGGCUAUUUGUCAUGUACCAACAAAUGUGUCCGAAACGAAACCGCAAGACAACACCGUCGCUUGUCCUCACAAACUUCAAGAUGUAGUGUGGAUCCCAUACCGAAACAACUGCUAUGCUUUCCUGUUGAACCAUAAAAGAUGGCUCUCCAGUGAACACCGAUACAUCUGCCAUUCCCUCCAUCCCGAUGCUUACGCCCUGAUCAUUCGAAAUGAGGAGGAAAAUCGGUUUAUAGUUAAUGAGCUGCAGCCCUACAUAGACUUGGCCAAAUGGGUUUGGCUAGGAAUGCGUUAUGAUGUACAUGGAAAUCGUCUUCUCUGGCAUGAUGAGACCGCUGUGAGAUAUUCAAACUGGAUGGUUGGGAAGCCGAAUAUGACAAGUAACAGCUUUUAUGCAGGGAUGAGGCUUGAUGGCUUCUGGGAUAUUUUCCACAACCCAAAUGACUAUGAACGGAUUUUUUAUCAGCAGCACUCCCUUGUGGCCUGCAAGAUUGAAAUGGGACCAAAAAGCGAAACCAUGGAAGUGUUGCCAAGUGCUCUCCCGUUUGACAAUUCCACAUACUAUGUUUUGAAUAAGAAGCUAACGUGGUUUGAGGCGGUGAAGGAGUGCAGGCAGAAUGGUGGCAAUCUGGCCAGUGUUCACAAUAACAAUCAACAGCUGUUUAUGGAGAACAUUGUAAGACGGAAUGGAUCCCUUCUCUGGAUUGGGUUAUGGAAUAACGAUGGGACGGUCUCGGGAACAGAAUGGUCAGACGGUACUUUGAUCAAAUAUGCAUUUGCGAAUUUGGACACACUGCUGCCUCGUGGAAACUGCGUCUAUUUGGACACAAAGGGAAAGUGGCAGUCCAAGAGCUGCACAGAACCUCUGGAAGGUGCUCUUUGCUAUAAACCAAUGACAAUAAAAUCAAAGUCUAUAGAGACUGAUACACUGUGCCCCAAAGCAAACAACUCAGCACAAUGGGUUCGUCAAAAGGAUUUUUGCUAUGCGUUUGACGUGAAGAUCUACAACUACUCCGUUUUCACUAGCGAACAAGCCACCAAGAUGUGCGAGACUAUAGAUCCCACAGCCAAGCUGCUGACUAUAAAUGAUGAGGAAGAGAAUGAAUUUGUUAGUAAAUAUUUGAUGGCUGAUGCAUUUAUCACGCGCAGAACUUGGCUCGCAGUAGAUCCAAACUCAGCUGAUCAGAAAUUAUGGCUUGAUGGAUCACCCAUAAAAUUUAACCACUGGACUAGUCUUCCAGCAAAGACCGCCGACUCCUGUACUGUUUUAUUCCCAGAGACUGCCACAUGGAAUAGAAUUCCCUGUACACUUGGCAUGGGAAGAGUCGUCUGCAAAUCACCUCUAAAGUCUAGUGGAGUUGGAGUUGCAGUUGGAUUUGCAAUAUUCAUCAUCCUAGCCCUGAUCAUCCUAGCACUUGUCAUCUACCUCUACAAAAGACGGCACCCUCUCUUCUUCUCAUCCAUUCGCUAUCGACGGGCAGAAGAUCAGAUGGAGUCCAUGAUUGAUUAUUCUUAGAGCAGUUUUCAAUGUACAACCUGGAUUUUUAUUUUGCACAACGUGGAAGAGAUAUAUUUUGUGGGUUUUUUUGCAGCACUCAGGCAGAAUUUUUAAAGUUUUUAUUUUGUUUCGUUUUUUUUAAAUCAAAUUUGAGUGAUCUUCCAGAAUAUGCACAUUAGUUGGACAUUUGUUGGUGACUUUAACUGCUUUUCUUUAAGCCAAAUUUGUGAUUUUUUUUAUUUUUAUCAUUUGAUGUUUGUGGUACAUAAUAAUUUUGUAUAAUAUUUGGCCCCAGGAAUAUUGUGGAAUCAUGUCAGAUGGGCGUUAUUGGCGGUCAUGGGGACAGUCUGUACUUGGCUGCUGAAUCGGCCGUACUCCAAGGAGCUGGGGUCCGCAAAAAGGGAAUGGUGAGGCAUAUAUAUCUAUGGAUAUAUAAUAUAUAUAUAUAUAUAGAAAGAGAGAGAGCGAGAGAUCUGAGCAAUUAUACAGGCUGGAACACAGCUUAGAGUUUUUUUGUUUUUUUUUUGCAGUCUGUGUCCUCGUGGGGAGUUUCGCCAUCCUAUUUGUCCAGAUAACCCCUGUAAGACAAAAAGUUAUACAAAAUAUUUUUUUUUAGAGUUGUUGCUAGGACAGCAAUAGUGGGGUAAUCUUCAAGUAGAGAAAUACUGUUCUUUUUGAAUAGAUUUCCUCCAAUUUCUGAAGUUGAGUGAAAUCUCCACAAUGGGACACAGACAACCAGUAAUACCCAAUAAGUGUCUUAAUCUUUCCUUGCUCUAUCCAAACUUGAAAAAAAGUUUAGGCUAUGCAUACACUUUAAGUUUAACGUUCUCUAAUUUUUUAUUUUUUUUGCAUGCUUGUGCACAGGAAAAUCAAUCCGUACAGCAAAGACUUUCUAACCAAUGACCUAUCCUGAGAUGGCACAGCUAAACUGCACAUGUGCCUGCUACAAAGGUCAUUUGGUUAAUCUCCAUCGCUAUGGCAGCCCCUGCAGGAAGCUUAAAUCAAGUCCCCAAACUGAACUGCCAAAAGGUGAUUUAAGCCAGCCAUAGAUUGUUCGAAUCUCAGUUGGUUCAGCAGGGACCGGCCAAGAUUCAAACCAUGUAUGGGCAGGCUGAUUGUACCCAAUUUGAUCCAUUGAUUGACUUGGGUGUAACCAGCAUGUCGGUAUUAUACAUGUAAUUAUUGCCAACUGCCUUUACAGUUCAGUUGGUCAUAACUUCUGGGACAUUAGAAGAUAGGUGGGUCAUCUUGGGGCUGAUAGUUGGGUAAGAUGGUACUUGAUGUUCAGCCUGACCUUUCACCCAAACUGCCCGCUCUGGGACGGGUAUUGAGGCACCCACUUGUUUCUUAAAAAAAUAUACAGGACAGCUACAGUAGUUUUCUAAAGUUAAGAAGUCGAAUUAUUCAUCUCAAAGAAACUCUUAUGCCAAUAUCCACUGGCCAGCUUGUUAAAAGCAUUAAUUUGAUUAUAAAUUUAAAGGGGAACUCCAUCUACUUUUUUGUUAAAAAGGGUGUCCAAGAUCGGUCCCUUUUUGCCGCCUUUUUUUCAACCAUAUCUAAUAGUUUCCUUAGAAAUAUAAGGAUGGUUUGCUUAAGCCGGCCAUAGAUGGAUCAAUGAUGAGCUGGUUCAGCAAGAACCAGCCGAUUUUCAAUCCAUGUAUGGGCAGGCUGGUUGUACACAGGGUCAUCUAUCAUUUGACUUGUGUACAACGAUCUGUUGGAAAAUGUUCUCUUGAUCGAUGCUGAUGAGUACAUUCUGACAGCGGGGGAAAUCUCUCCACUGUCAGAAUACAAUAACACAGUGGGAGCGAUUCCCUUAUCCACAUUGAGUGUGUGGAUGGGGGAAUCACGUAAUUUUCUUUUGUUCAUCCAGUGGGUUGAAUGAAAUAAUAUGACUCGUGGCCAGCCUUAGGCAAUCUGCUAAAAUCAAAGCUUGACUUACACAUUUAUGCAAGAAGAUGGAAGUCUGCUUUAAAUUUACUUUACGGCUGUUUUUAAGAUGGCUAAUCAUCUUUUUUUUUAUUACAAACUAAAAAGAAUUGAAGUUUGAUAUGGGCCACCUGUGGUCUGCAUUGUAGCUGUUGGGGAAUUGAAAGCCUCCAUGCAGUUUCUGGAUUGCAGGUUGUUCUUGUGCUCUAACUGUCUUUAAUAGUACUUCAAGACACAUUGUGUCAAAAAAAAA
Molecule: messenger RNA, 7338 nt
Organism: Rana temporaria (common frog)
Lineage: Eukaryota; Metazoa; Chordata; Amphibia; Anura; Ranidae
Product: lymphocyte antigen 75-like
Exons: 35
Coding region: 42-5174 (1710 amino acids)
Molecular function (GO): signaling receptor activity
Source: RefSeq, a predicted model, not a curated record